AUGUCGUCUUCAUCACGAGAAGAGAGUGUGUACUUGGCUAAGUUAGCUGAGCAAGCUGAACGUUAUGAGGAGAUGGUUGAGUUUAUGGAGAAAGUUGCAAAGGGUUUAGAGAACGAAGAGCUUACUGUUGAAGAGAGAAACCUCUUGUCUGUUGCUUACAAGAACGUGAUUGGUGCUAGAAGAGCUUCCUGGAGGAUUAUUUCUUCUAUUGAACAGAAGGAAGAAAGCAGAGGUAACGAAGAUCAUGUUUCGAUCAUCAAGGGCUACAGAGGAAAUAUCGAAACAGAACUCAGCAAAAUCUGUGAUGGGAUAUUGAGUCUUUUGGAUUCUCACCUUAUUCCCACUGCAUCUUUGGCUGAGUCCAAAGUCUUUUACCUCAAGAUGAAAGGAGAUUACCAUAGGUAUCUCGCUGAGUUUAAGACUGGAGCUGAGAGGAAGGAAGCUGCAGAGAGCACUCUGGUUGCUUACAAGUCAGCUCAGGAUAUUGCACUUGCUGAUUUAGCUCCUACUCAUCCGAUUAGAUUGGGACUUGCUCUUAACUUCUCUGUUUUCUACUACGAGAUUCUCAACUCACCUGAUCGCGCUUGCAGCCUCGCUAAACAGGCAUUUGAUGAAGCAAUCGCUGAGCUUGACACAUUAGGAGAAGAAUCAUACAAAGACAGUACCCUAAUAAUGCAACUUCUCCGUGACAAUCUGACCCUCUGGACUUCUGACAUCAAUGAUGAGGCGGAUGAGAUCAAGGAGGCGUCAAAACCUGAGUCGGAGGAAGGGAAACAAGCUUAG
This is a messenger RNA of Arabis nemorensis, 783 nucleotides long. The record is from the annotation of a GenBank genome assembly. NCBI's taxonomy places the organism in Eukaryota, Viridiplantae, Streptophyta, Magnoliopsida, Brassicales, Brassicaceae.